Molecule: messenger RNA, 7971 nt
Organism: Gambusia affinis (western mosquitofish)
Lineage: Eukaryota; Metazoa; Chordata; Actinopteri; Cyprinodontiformes; Poeciliidae
Gene: dgki
Product: diacylglycerol kinase, iota
Exons: 35
Coding region: 170-3088 (972 amino acids)
Biological process (GO): lipid phosphorylation; regulation of synaptic transmission, glutamatergic; intracellular signal transduction
Cellular component (GO): nucleus
Molecular function (GO): ATP-dependent diacylglycerol kinase activity; protein binding
Source: RefSeq, a predicted model, not a curated record
GUACAGAGCUGGCUUGCCAGUUGGUCCAGGGGCUCGUGAGUGUAGCUCUCUCCGCCGUCCUGCAGCAUAUAAAGGCGGUCAACGGUCGGAGACCUCCGCGUUAAGGCAACUCCAACGGAGAACGUCAGACUGGGGAGAAAAGAAGGGGGUCCAUCUCGGAGUGACCAGCAUGGACCCCCAAGCGAAGAGCCGCACUGGUCCGUCGGUGAUGGCGGCGGGAGGGACCUUCGGCGGUCGCCCGGCCUCUCUCGGAGCCGACGGGGGUGACUCAGAGUCCGGAGCGGGCUCCGAGGAGGCUGCCAUAGGCUGCAGCGACACAUUCAGCAGUCUGCCGGACAUGGAGCAGGAGUCUCUGGAGGAGAAAUUACGCGGACUGGCAUUCAGAAAGCAGACCUCGUAUCGGAAAGCCAUCUCCAGAUCAGGCCUCCAUUACCUCGGCCCGCCUCAGCCUUCACUCCCUCCAGCGUCCAACGGGCCAAACAAGGAUCUACGAACCUGCGUGGACUGGACGGAAAACGCAGGGAACGGAGAUCACUUGUGGAUGGAGACGAGUUGUUCAGGAGAGCUGUGCUACCUCGGGGAGGAUGCGUGUCUCCUGAAGACUGCGAAGUCGGCCCCCAGGAGGAAAUGCGCCGCCUGCAAGAUUGUAGUCCACACCAGCUGCGUAGAGCAGCUAGAAAAGAUUAACUUCAGAUGCAAGCCGACCUUCAGGGAGGGGGGGUCCCGAUGCCUCAGAGACAACGUACUGAGACACCACUGGGUCCACAGGCGACGACAGGAGGGGAAAUGUAAACAGUGUGGGAAGAGUUUUCAGCAGAAGUUCUUCCACAGUAAAGAAAUAAUCGCCAUCAGUUGUUCUUGGUGUAAACAGGCGUUCCACAACAAGGUGACGUGCUUCAUGCUGCACCAGAUCGAGGAGCCGUGUUCGCUGGGGGCCCACGCCGGAGUCAUCGUCCCUCCCUCCUGGAUCAUCAAAGUCAGGAAGCCACAGAGCUCGCUGAAGAACUCGGCCAGGAGGAAAAAACGGACGUCUUUCAAACGAAGGGCGAGCAAGAAAGGACUGGAUGACUCUAAAUGGCGUCCGUUCAUAUUGAAACCGCUUCCUUCUCCUCUCAUGAAACCCGUCUUGGUUUUUGUCAAUCCCAAGAGUGGAGGCAACCAGGGUGCCAAGUUGUUGCACAUGUUCAUGUGGAUCUUAAACCCCAGACAAGUGUUUGACUUGUCACAAGGUGGACUAAGAGAAGCGUUGGAAUUGUACCGCAAAGUGCCAAACCUGCGGAUCCUGGCCUGCGGUGGAGACGGCACAGUGGGGUGGAUCCUCUCCGCUCUCGAUGAGCUGCAGAUGAAUCCCCAGCCUCCGGUCGCUGUACUUCCUCUGGGAACAGGAAAUGACCUCGCCAGGACGCUCAACUGGGGCGGGGGUUACACAGACGAGCCGGUGUCAAAGGUUUUGUGUCACGUUGAGGACGGUUCGGUGGUGCAGCUCGACAGGUGGAACCUGCUGGUGGAGAAAACUGCAGUCCAGCCAGAAGAAGGCACUCAGAAGCUUCCUCUGAAUGUUUUCAACAACUACUUCAGCCUCGGCUUUGAUGCUCACGUCACGCUGGAGUUCCACGAGUCCAGAGAGGCCAACCCGGAGAAAUUCAACAGUCGCUUCCGCAACAAGAUGUUCUACGCCGGUGCUGCAUUCUCAGAUUUCCUCCAGAGAAGCUCCAGGGACUUGUCGAAGCACGUCAGAGUGGUGUGCGAUGGAACGGAUCUAACGCCCAAAAUCCAGGAGCUCAAGUUUCAGUGCAUCGUGUUUUUAAACAUUCCCAGGUACUGUGCUGGCACCGUGCCGUGGGGAAACACCGGAGACCACCGAGACUUUGAACCGCAGCGCCACGACGACGGCUGCAUCGAGGUCAUCGGCUUUACCAUGGCCUCUCUGGCGGCGCUACAGGUCGGCGGUCACGGUGAGAGGCUUCACCAGUGCAGAGAAGUCGUUCUCACUACUUACAAGACUGUACCUGUUCAGGUGGACGGCGAGCCGUGCCGACUGGCUCCUUCCACUCUGCGCAUCUCCCUGCGAAAUCAGGCCAACAUGGUCCAGAAGAGCAAGAGACGCACGUCGGUGCCGCUGCUCAACGAUAUUCAGAAGGUGUGUGCAGCUGAUCUGCGCCGCCUCUCUGCUCCCCCCGACUCCUUCUCUGUCCCUCAUGCGGUUCCGGACCGUCUGCGGCUGCGGGUGAACCGGAUCCGCCUGCAGGAGUACGACAGGCUGCAAUACGACAAGGAGCGACUGCGAGACAUCUCAAUCCCAGUCGGCAUUGUGGUUGUGAGAGGCGACUGUGACCUGGAGACCUGCAGACUUUACAUCGACAGAUUACAAGAGGAUUUACACCAGGCGCCAUCUACUGGCCACAGAGUGCACUACCAGGAUGAAAUCAGAGGCGUCCCCAUAACCAGUUCAACCAGUAGACUGUCUCCUAACUGGAGCUUCCUGGACUCGACAUCAGCUGAUCGUUUCUAUCGCAUCGACAAAGCUCAGGAGCAUCUUCACUUCGUGACAGAAAUAUGUCAGGACGAGGUUUUCAUCCUGGACCAUGAGGGACCAGUGGGGAGCCAGGCGUCGUCGGCUGGGAUGCCAGAUCUGGUGGUUGAACCUACUGCAGGGGCUCCUCUGACACCUGAUGAACAAGCUCUUCUAACUGCUGCCAGUACUGGAGAUCUUCUACUGCUGACGGAUAGCGUACGUCGAGGAGUCAGCUUGUUGGUGAGAGACUCCAGCGGUUGUUCUGCUUUACAUCUAGCUGCCCAGAACGGACACACAGAUCUGGUCAACUUCAUCCUGCAGCAAGGUUCAAAAGUUCUCCUGGAUUUAACCGACAGAGACAGGGGGGAGACCGCCUUGCACAAAGCUGCCUCAGAGAAGCAGCAUGCAGUGUGUCGGAUGUUGGUGGAGGCCGGCGCUUCGCUGGGGAAGACAAACUUCCAGGGGAAGACGGCGGCGGACCAAGCAGCAGGAGACUCUGAGCUCGCCGUCUUCCUGAGCUCCCAGCAGCAGACGUCAUCCGGCACCAACGAAGACCUGGAGACGGCCGUCUGAGGCGCUGACGCUCCGUCGCUCUCUCCCGCCGGACUCUGGACUCUGGACUCUGGACUCUGGACCGGCCCGGAGCAGAGAGGAACCGGGAGGGAAGUGUCACACCUGUGUUGGAUUUCACUCCGCAGGCGCAGACGCGAACCAGGAAACAAACUGCCUCCGAACGCGGCAGCAUUGCAGCAGAGAUUUUAACGCUCGACUAUUUAUUUAUAUUUAUUUAUUCUAUUUAUUGGUUGUGCUGGUUGAUUGACUUUUAACAAUUGCAAGUGCAAUUCGUCUUGUAAUGGAGUUGUUUUGGUCAUAUUUUGCAACUAUAUUAAGUCUGGAAAAUGAUCGGGAUUGCGAUCAAAGCAGAAUAUUUAUCCCAUAAACCUGUGUGCCAAAGACAUUACACUGUUGUGGUGUCAUAUCUAAUCCAAAUAACCACCGUUUCAUGAAUCCAGGUUGGAUUUCCAGGGCGUGAACUCAAACCUGUCUGUCACAUGCUGCUGCUGUUUUCACCCGAUGAGUCACAGCUCAUUAUGACUCAAGUACAGAAACCAAACAGCAGCGCUCCAUUUCUCCCAAACAAAGUUCUUCUAGGAAACAACGGACAGUGUUAUCAUUUUUUUUUUAAAUGUUUUAAACAAAGGCGUGCUGUAGGAUUAGUCCUUCUCCUUUAAAUACGAGUCAAAACAGCCAUCUUGGAAACUUCCAGAUGGAACCACAGUUUGUUUUUGAAUGGAAAGUGGAGGUCACAUGUUAGAUGUGAAACAAUUACCACAAAUCUUCUCUGAACCAAAACAACAAACUAAAGAAACUGAAUGUAGCUCAUCCGUUCAUCAGGUUUCAUUUUGUGCUGAUCGUCCUGUUCGUGCCGUCUGUCCGGUCUGGAGUCAAACCAACAUCAUCAACACGACUGAACUUGUCUGUUUUACAAACACACUGACCUUUCACCCAGUUGUGUACAUGGAGGCAUUAAUAAGCUGAGCUCUUCUGUGAUGUUAUAAACAGAAAUCAUCCACAUGUACAGACACUCCUGAGAAAACCUUCAGAAAAAUUGAUCUUUUAUUGCAGCAGCUUCAUUUUGCUCCGGAAAAAAAUCUGAAAUUUACAAAUUUAUUCAUGUUUUAUUAGGUCUGCAGAUAUAUAAAAGCUGAUUUUUAUCCAUUUUAGUGUUUAUUUGGCUAUAAGUUUGGAUCAUUAUGCUAAUAAGACACCCAGAAAUAAACCAUUUUCAGUUUUCCGGCAGACUUUUAUUUAAAAAUGACCUCAUGUUUCAAUAAUUUGUGUUUCUUGGGGCUUUAAGGAGAGAAACAGUCUCUUCUUUUAAUCAACUGUACACAUUAGGUGGUUUUUCCACAUAUUGAAUGUUUAAUUUAUAUUUCAGGUAAAAUCCUGAUAGAGUUUAGUAAACUCUUUAUGUCCCUUUUUGUGAUUAUAAUUUCCAAACCAGUGGAAAUCACUCCUUGAUGGAGUCAAGAUAAGAAAUGUUUUGUUUGUGGAGGUCAGGCUGCUCUGUGCUUCUUACUCAUGACUGACUGUAGAUUUGGACCAAGUUAAAAGCAUAAUUGUGUUUUUAGAACCAUGUCCUGACUUGCAAAGAGCCACAGACGUCUGAAUCACCUGAAUGGCAUGUUCUCCUUUCCUUCUCUGAUUUAUUAAGCCUUAGAGAAACUGCAAGUCAGGGAUUAAUAAAUACAAGCUUUUAUGCAUCCUAAAUGUAUUCUACUACUACUGCAAUAAAAGAUAAACGUUCUUGAAGGUUAUUUUUAAACAUCUGUACCACAGGUGUCUGUAGGUGUUGAUUACAGCUUGAACUUUUGGACCAAUAAUGAAAAAUGAAUCCCUUUUUUGCCUCAAAUGUAAAUAUUCUAAAGUGUUGCUUGUUUUUUAACACCUUUUCUAAACACUGAAAUAUAUUAGCUGUUCUGUUUCAACAAAACACAUUCCUUAGGGUCAAAUUCAGUAUUUUCUUAGCAAAUCGCCUUUGAUUUAUUCACCUGUCAGGGUGGAAAGGUGAGUGUAUGGCAGGCUGUUUUAACAUAAAAUCAUUUUCAACACACUUAUAUUUCAAAUAUCUAAAGUUGGUAUAUGACUAGAUGUAUUAGUAAACAUAUUCUGGGUGGUAUAAAUGAUGUUAUUGAUUUGUAAGGAAGCUUUAAACCAACAUAAAUACAAUUAAUUACAAUAAUUGCAACAUAUAUUUCAGAUAUGAACAUUUAAAUUAUGACUAGUCAUAAAAUAAUUUAAGAUAUCUCACUUUUUAUUCUGACUAGUCAUAAUUCUAAUUUGAUAUCCAAAUAACACAAAUAUUAAAAACAUCAUAAAUGUAUUUUUAGAUAUUUGACUGAUGCAAAUUAAACUGGAAGCAAAUAAUGUGUCUCAAUGUCCCAGAAAAAACAAAGACAUUUAUGAGCUCCAAAAGUCGGAAAAAUAGCUAGAAAAAGAAACUCAAAAUGUUUUGGUCAAUCUCAAAAAGUUUCAAGAAAUUUAAAUAUUUAUGUUCAGACAUUUUAUACUUUUAAAUCUCAGAUGUUUCCAAGAUUUCUACAAAAAAAUCUGAAAUUAAUCUCAAAACUUUUGAGUUUUUUCUGGCAAAUUUUCAACUUUUCAAGCUCAGAAAUUUCCGUAUUUUCCCUAGAAAACUUCUGGAUUAAUCCGGAAAUUUAUUCUUCCGUUUUACAAUGUAGCACAAAGGGGCAAUUCUUAAUUCAGAUAUGUAAAAAGUUUAUUUUUAAUUGUGUUCAAGAUGCAGUAUCUUGAAUUAUAAUUACAAAUAAAUGACAAACCCAAUGAUGCAUCUUGAGGUAUUUUGAAAGGAAUUGAAAAGUUGAAUUGAAUAUAUCUUGAAUUAUUAUCGUCAGAACGUGAAUAAUCUUAAAUUACCAUUCAGUUGAGUCAAAAUGCGUUUUCAUAUACCUGGAUUGUAAUUAUGGAUGGUCAGACGAAACUGAUUUUAUGCUAAAACUGCCUGCCAUACAUUAAGACAUCCGGCUUAAAGGAGGAACUCACCUGAGCUGCGUAUGUUUCUGUUGAAAGGCGAUAGAAUCGAGUAAAUAUGAGUCUGGGAUCUCCCAGCAGCUUUAUGUGCUUUGAAUCAAACCGAUGCCUGUUGUCAUUUUUUAAUGGCUUCUCCUGAAUUAUAAAGCGUUUCCAUAGAAACGUGUAGCGGGAAGAUGUGACUCACAACAUAUCCAACAAAAACAAGCCUGUACAGAUUAAUUUAUCCUUCAACACAAGCAAAGUGUGUUUGCAGUAUUCAUCCAGAAAAACAACAACAACAAAAAAAGAAACCAUCUGAGCCAUUCAGUAGAAUAUAAAGAUGUUUAUUUUUAUUUUUAUUUCAAUUUUUACAUUUCUCUGUUUGUUGUUUACAUUACAUUAAUGUUUAACACAGUCGAGCAUUUAGCACCGAGGAGUAUUGAAUGUGCAAAGUUGAGUUGGAGUUUCGUUUCUUUUGUAUUUUAGAGAAAUUAAACAACUUUACAAGGUUUUCUGUAAGAUGUUCAGGAAGUUUAUGUAUUUUUUAAUUUACUUUAGUUUCCAGAUUCCUGCCUAAAUUAGCUCGAUUUUGACAGAAAUAAUUUAAAGAAUAGAUCUAAUCUGAAAGCCAAGAUGAUUUUAUUUAACUUAAUUAACUGAAAGGUUCAAAUGUUUGUUGUUUUUGUGUGAUUAAAAGUUACAUUUGUUGGCAGCCCUGGUAGAAAGCCUUAAAUAUCUUUCAUUGCAGCAGCAUAAACUGAAAUUUCAUGUUUUGUUCAAUGAUAUUCCAAAAACAUAUAAAUUUUUUUAAACUUUUUAAUACAUUUGUUAUAAAUUGGGUUGAAUAAUUACUUUCUUAAAAAUUCCUUAUUUAUGAAAAUUCAAAUGGCAUGAAUUUGUCAUAUAUUUUUAUCCAAAGCCAACAUUUGCUUCAAACUAAAACAUUUUCUAAUUUGUAAUAUUUGUUUUCCCUACUAAAUAAAUGUACUCAAAUUAAAAGGUGGACUUUUGUGCUGCUGUUUUGAAAUUUUUUUUUUUUUUUUCAAUUUAAAACAUGAUUAAAUGUUUUUUUAUAAUAAAAAAUGGUAAAUGCUGUUUUUUUUAAACUGAGACUCUUUCGAAUUGCUAAUGCUAAUGAUCAGAAUCUGCAACAGCAUUACUUUUGGUGACAUUCCUGAAUCAGACUCUUCUGUCUUCCUCCUAACAUUGUGCAACUUUUACCAGAAACUUUCUGAACUAAAUUCACUUUUUGAUGAUGAAAAACGUUUGUUGCGAAAUGCAGGACUCCUGCGAUGUUUAUGGCUGUCCGAUUUCCAACGCAGAGCGCUUCCUUUCGGGAUUAUAGAAAAAUGGAUUUUCUGUGAAUGACUGUGUGAAAUGUUCCAGCCUGUUCUGAACGACACAAACACAUUUCACUUGUGCAUGACGUUUUCUUACCUCUUUUGGGUCUGUUUUCUGGUUAAUUACAUUAAAAAAUUACAUUAUUGUUGUUUAAAGUAUUACAUUUUUCUAGUUUUGAACAUUAUACCUGAGUCUCAUUCAAGUUUGGGCAUGUUUUGGCAGUAUUUUUGUUCUGCUUUUACAUUUCAUUUUCCUGCUGCUGAGAUUACUUGAGGUUUAUUUAAAGAACUGCUGAUUCUUUUUGUUUCUGACCUCCGUUGCUGUUUGAGUGAAUGUUGGAGGAAAGUUGGUGAUUUCCUCAUUGCAACAAAAGUGCUUGUCAUUGGACAUCUAGAUGUAGAAGGGGCUCCACACUUCUUGAUUUCUGUGUUUGUAAUUCUACAGCAAGGAGCCGACUGAAAACCACCAAUGUAUUGAAGUUAUACGGUUUAGUAUGUGUACAGUAUAUAUGUAAAGAUGGUCAUUACAGUACAAAGUCCAUAUUUUGUCAAAUAAAGUACAUCAAAUUUAUUUCAAGCUCA